Messenger RNA from Soboliphyme baturini, 276 nucleotides. The record is from the annotation of a GenBank genome assembly. NCBI's taxonomy places the organism in Eukaryota, Metazoa, Nematoda, Enoplea, Dioctophymatida, Soboliphymatidae.
AUGGUUUGCAUUUCGUGGUCAACGUGCGAAACGUGUAUAACGUUGCUGAUGUGGACAGGAAGCAGCUUUGUGAAGAACCGCUGCCAUGUGACCUCCAUUCCUCGAUACUCAGGAAAGCUGAGGCACGUCAGCGGAACGACGACGGCCUUCAAGGUGGACAGCACGAUGAUGGACUUCGCCGAAAUAUUGACGGCGCGUAUUUUCAGAAACUUCAGCACCGAGAACGUCAACAUGGGCAGCAUGUUGAACAUCAGCGUGAAGAUCAUGAUCCGGUAG